AUGAAUGACGCGAGUAGGGGGUUAAAAAAGCAUCUACAAUGCGUGUCAGAAGUACACUGUAAACCGUAAAUGUAAAAAUGAGCAGCAAUUUAAUAUGCACCAAUAAAACGUUCCUACGUUCAUGUUUUGAAGUUAAUGUAGUGACCUACACUACUAAUGCCUGACAUAAUUUGCACGUGUGUAGCAAAUAUGGCGAAAGCAGACGACAAAUGUCAUUCAUUCCCUUGACUUUUAUAGGAUGACUCAUACGCUGGCUUGUGAACAAGAUAUCCUGAUAAAUGCGCUCGUUACGCAUUUUAGGUGUAAAAAUGUAACGAGUGUACUUUGCAUGCAACAGUGGAUAUGUUCAUUCACUAGUUUCCGAAGUGGGAGGAUUACAAAGACGCUUCUAUCAGUGCUGUGAUGUGUUCUGGUGCUACAAUGCUACAUCGUUCUUAAACUGAAAACGAGAUUCGCUUCUAAAUGUGCAACGAAACUUAUACUUGUAUUUAUAAAAUUUUAUACGGUUACUGUAAGAAAUUUGAUAAGUAGGGAUUGAAACAAAUUUUUAAUGGUUUCGUGUCGUAAACAUUGUGCUCCUUUAGAUACGCGUUACGACGUCUAAUGAUCGCAUACCACUUUCGUAAUAUUAGUUGACAGAUUCAGGGACCUCUGAAAAGAUAUCUGUAAACAUGAUUUUUUAUCGUCCAUUUGCUGUCUCAACCAAAAAUUAUUCCGCUGCACACAAUACAUGUAGGUGGCUGCAGAACACUACGGCGCAAAGCAGUUUUGCGAUGCCAACGCGUAUAACAUUUAAAGAUAAGCUUUGCGGAUCUGUAUGAUGAACGAGUUAUCUAGAAGCAAAAAUGUAUAAUACGAAAGAUAAUGUAUAGACCUAUUUCAAUAAAUUAUACCUAGUUUAGUUUUCCAAAAAUAAAUUGGAUUUCUGCUCAUCGUUCACGAACAAGGAAGACUGAUCACAGACGAAGUAGGUUAUUAACACUCGAGCUAUAAUAACUGCUUGUUGCUGGCAGUAUGAAUAUUCGUACAAGGCAAUAAAAACAAUUUUAAGGCGUUUAUGCAGUUAGUAAAGUGAUGCAGUGUCAGUUCCGAAAUGGCCUGAUAUGACUGAGCACGGUUCUACAAACUCCUCUCGUUCUUGAUAGAUGUUUCGUGAUGCUGUUCCACAUGAAUACAAGUUGGACUGUGUUGUGCAUGCUAUUGGCACUGCAGGUGCUAGCUGCAGGAUUUCUGUUGCUGGUAACAGCACCACCAGGUCCUGUGUCUGUCGCUUCCGGUCCAGGUACCACACAGUCCACAAUACAGUUUCUACCAGCAGCACAAGUCAGCAAAGAUAUUGGCUUAUUUUCCACAUCCCAGAAGAAGGUACAAAUCACACUUGGGAAACCACAGACAGCAAAUUUUGUGCUGCAGAAUAACUCUCUGUGCUUCUCCACCGGAACAGAACCAGUGCGCACAAUUACAUCUCCAACAAAUGGUUGUGUCUGCCGCAAAGGGUGGCAUGGACGUGACUGCGGCCAACCGGAGGUUGUAUGGCGAGCACUGGCGAGGCAUCGUCCGCCUCUGCCACCACCUACUCGUCGAAUGCAGCCCCGACGCCUCAUCUGUGUUAUAGAGGCCGGACCCAGUAUGGAACUAAUUGAAAUGGCAGCGCAGGAAGUUUCAUCAGUUGCUGAACUGAUAAUAUUACGUGGAGAACAUAAAUUAAGGUCAGGAUGGUGUCGCUCUUGGUGUUCUCGAACACUACAGGUUACAGCUGGAUUUGACUGGACACAACUGGUUGCAGAUUUGCAACCAGAUGACCUAAUAUCAAGUUGGGGGAAAAGCACAGGAUUUAUUCCAAAUGCAGGUGCAUUACUCUUUCUAAAAUUGUAUGAUGGGUUACCAACUCCAGUACUCUUUCGGGCCAGAUGGACUGUGUAUGGAUUCUUUUGGAUGCAUCCACGGCACACACUCUCUGCUACAGGGGCGUGGCUCUUCGCAAAUGGCAGAGAACAGCCUUUAAACAGAGGUGAGAAUUUUGUGGAGUUAGGAGACCUCAAUCAUUAUGGAGGUUGGGUUUGUGUGCCUUGCGGGACGCCAUCUGAAAUUGUAUCAACCUUACCACUUCUGACAAAUCAUGUGGGACAUGAGAAUCUGCAGUUACCACCCCAUGUGGACACACACACUGUAGAAGAUGCUAUGGGAGCAGGUGUUUGGUUAGAUGGUAAAACAGAACUGCUAAAAACCAGAAUGGGAGACCAUGAGUUUGCUCCGGCUUCUGCACUUACUGAGGUGCAGUUGUAUGAUUUACUGUUUAAGAACUAUUAUGAUCGUGUUGGUCUUGAUUACUAAUUGUUUUAUUUAUUUUUAGUAACAUUAAUUCUAUGGUACCAAAAAAGAAAAGAGGUUUUUGUAUGCAAAGUACUCAUAUCUAAAUUAGCAGCAUCAAAUCAGGAUGUGCUGCUUUAAAUUUCUGUUGUGAGAACUUAUCUUACAUGGAUGCUGUGUUCAGUAAUAUUACAUUACAGAAAAUCUUUUGCAUUUAAUGGUUGGCCAUCUGAGUAUUUGCAAAGUGAAAUGUGACACACACCCCUUAAAAAUAAUAAAACAAGACUGAUAUUAAGAACAUCUGUAGUUGCAGAAUUGCUAUUGUUCUACAUUUCAUUUACAACACUGUGAUUAAGAGUUUGACUAAACUCUGAAUGUCCAGAGUUCAGUUCCCACAAGAUGCUAAUAUUUUUAAUUUUUUAGAACUUUAUUGUGUGUUAAACACUACAUAUUACUAUAGUUCUAAAUCUUUUAACACAGUUGUUAAGCAGUGCAUUACCUAUUAAAUAUGCUGGUCAAUAAGGAUACUGAACACAGAAUACAUGUGCCAUUUUUUUGGAUUGAAGUAAUGUUUUUUCUUCAUUCUGAUUAUGUUAAUGUUACAUCCUACAUAUGUUCCUCCAUUUACUUUUACAAAAUUGUUUCCAGGUCUUCCCUUAUCAUUGACCGUGUGUGUGUGUGAGAGAGAGAGAGAGAGAGAGAGAGAGAGAGAGAGAGAGAGAGGAGUGGCAGCUCUCCUGCUGCGUGUAUAUAACAUUUAACUAUUUCUUUAAGAUCUGUUGCAGUUGAUGUACAAUGUAUUUAUUGAGCUUUAGAGAUGCUAUUCUUUUUCAGUGGUAGUGAGGAAAUUAUUAAAAUCUGAUUAUAUUGUUUAAAGCAGCUCAGUAUUUUAUUUUAAUUUCAGGACAGGAGGGAUGAAAUCUGAAAAAAUAAUAUAACUGAGAAAGAAAGGUUAUAAUACUUUGUUAUUGCUACUGACUUUUCAAUUAAUGGUGCCUAAUAAUAAUAAUUUGCUGUGAUAUGUAAUUUGCUCUCUUCCUGAAAAAUAUUAAUCACACUUACUACAUAUCAGUUUGUUAUAUGCUGAAGCUAUGUGAAUCUUAGGGCUGGUGCAUAAUGUGUUUGUUGGUGCUAUAGUAAGCUUUUACCGUAGAAAAAUUUCAUGUUAUAUGGUGGUUAUAUUACACCAGCCUACAAAUGUAAUGUAUAAGACUGAUUUUCCUAUCAAUUAUCAACUUAUCUAAAAAUGUUAUUUUCUCAAUGUUGUAAGUAACUAGCACAUCUGUUAUUCAUAUGAUAUAAAGAGCAAAGCACACUGAAAAUAUGUAAAAUUUUGUG
Schistocerca serialis cubense is the source of this 3648-nucleotide messenger RNA. Its product is annotated as beta-1,4-mannosyl-glycoprotein 4-beta-N-acetylglucosaminyltransferase-like. The transcript is spliced from 5 exons. NCBI's taxonomy places the organism in Eukaryota, Metazoa, Arthropoda, Insecta, Orthoptera, Acrididae. Gene Ontology annotation, biological process: protein N-linked glycosylation; N-acetylglucosamine metabolic process. The record is from RefSeq and is a predicted model, not a curated record. Gene Ontology annotation, cellular component: membrane. Gene Ontology annotation, molecular function: beta-1,4-mannosylglycoprotein 4-beta-N-acetylglucosaminyltransferase activity. The coding region runs from base 1156 to 2334 and encodes 392 amino acids.